Molecule: messenger RNA, 2428 nt
Organism: Phycodurus eques (leafy seadragon)
Lineage: Eukaryota; Metazoa; Chordata; Actinopteri; Syngnathiformes; Syngnathidae
Gene: jtb
Product: jumping translocation breakpoint
Exons: 6
Coding region: 693-1151 (152 amino acids)
Biological process (GO): mitotic cytokinesis
Cellular component (GO): centrosome; membrane; midbody
Source: RefSeq, a predicted model, not a curated record
GAACAAGCAAACGUUAGCAUAUAUCUGUUAGCCUUAGCAUUUCAAACGUGGAUGACGUCACCUUGUUUGUCCGGAAGAGAUUAAAGUAAUUAAUAACGCAGUGACCUCUACUGCUUGCUUUUUCGCCUUUAAACACUGGAGACAUGUUUCGACGCCUCAUUGAGUGGCUCGGCCCGUUGCUGUGCAAGUGCGUACGCUAUCUUGGAUGUCGCAGAUCUGCUUGUAGGUAGUGUUUUUCGUUCAUAAGAACGAGUCUUUUUAGUGAACGAAUUGAACUGAAAACAGUUUAUGAAAUGAUUCGUUCUUUUAGCUUGCCCUCGCCGAGUCGGCUGGGAGCGGAAACGGAACUGCUGAAGCGUUCUGUCACUCGCUUCUGAAUCUUGGGUGAAUGACCAAUGAGGUGCCUUCGUGCAGUCGGGUGCGGACUUCAUUCAACAUACUGCCAUGUGAUUUGCUGUUCGCCAGCGUUGUCACUCACUUCAUGACCAAUGAGCAGCUAGCGUCAGGCAGCGCCGUGAAGGCGGGGGAGGGACUUAAGUGAACUGAGUGAUUCGUUCAGUGAACAGUUGUACUGAAGAGUAAUCCGUUCAGGGGAGGGACUUAAGUGAAGUGAAUGUGCUGGUGUACAGAAGAACUGAAGAGUGAUUCGUUCGUUGAACAGUUGUCCUGCAGACACGGCGUGCACAGCGCAAAUGAUGGAGAGCUCGUGCUGGCGCGUCCCGCUGGCGUGCUGUCGGCCUCGCGUCCUCAUCCUCCACGCCCUUUUCUGGGGAGUCGUGGCCUUCAGAGUUUUUGGAGCCGCCCUGCUAGCAGAAGACAAACUUGCAGCAGUCAAGGUCGCCGUCGCCCCCUGCUGGCUGCUGGAGGAGUUUGUGGUGACUGCCGAGUGCUCUGAGUGUGACGCCUUCCAGACGAAGACGCGGCCGGCGUGCGGCCAGACGGGCUACGUGGAGAAGGUCAACUGCACCAAGUCCAACCGAGACGAGUACAAGAGCUGCCGCUCGGCCGUCAUGGAGGAACACCUCUUCUGGAAAUUCGAGGGGGUCAUGUUGUCCGUGACGGCGUUGUCGGCCAUCUUGGUGGUCCUGCGUCAGCGCCGGCUGGACCGUCUCGCCUCGGAGAAAGUCCGCCGACAGAUCGAGUCCAUCUAGCGGCGACCUUGUCCUACUCUCAAAUCGAACUUUCAACACUAAAUGUUUAAAAGAGGACGACGUGUCAUCGCGUCUACAUGAGGAUUUCAAGCCAAAACACUGAUUGCGCCGCAAGUAAACAAACUCUUAUUUGGCUGAGACAGAACCACAGAAUUGAUGAUUUUAGUCUUCUCCAGCGCCCGAGUGACGCGUCAGUCGGAAGGCCGGCUGCCCGUAAUUAGUUUCAACCUGCAAGUUGGCUCAAACACUGACGUUGUGGGAAUUGGGAUGUGGUUAACUUGAUCACUGAGGGGCGGCUAACGAACGGACCUUUCUGUUCCUCGGAUUGACGUCGCAGACCUGCUCGCUCGGCGCUCAAACGGACGGCGCGCUGCAAGCAGGCGAGCCGUCCAGAAGUUUGGCUUGAAUGACUCGGACAAGCUAAGCACACAUUUUCAACUUUUUUCCCCACAAACCCGAUGGCGGACGUUUGCUUUGCAGUCUGCCGCUUCACAAGCGGCGAUGUCUUCUCGGAUCUUCCCUGUACAACAUCCACUCUGUUUAUCCUCAAUUUUCAUUGUUUUUUUUUUGACGGAACUGGGGGUAAAAAACGACUCAACUUUUGGGGAAUAACACCAUUUUCUUUUUUUUUUUACAUGGUUACGAGUUGAACUGUUGCAGCCACUCAGAAGGGUGCACCCCCUUUUUUGUUGACAAACACGAAAAGCUCGAUGAAGGCCAUCGUGGGACGUUCGACACACAACGUUCACGGGUUACACAUCGUUUGUUGUGGAUCAACGUGAUCAUUUCAUUUGUAUAAAAAACUGUGGAGCAUUAGAAAUGGAACAUCAUAAAAACAAUCAAAGAUUAAAUCGAGUGGCUUUAAAAGCGCCUUAAAAGAGUCUCUGCGAUUUGAUCGGGUGCCCGGCGUCCGUCAGUUAAUCGGCUCGUAGCUGCUCGUCGAAGCCGUCGGCCUCUUCCGGAGGCACGCAUAGACUCCGCCCAUCAGCAGGAUAACGAGCGGGGCGCCGAGACCGACCGCCACGAUGGCGGCCACCAGCGGGGAGAAGGCGUCGGCGGGGGCUAGGCCGACGCCGACCAGGGCGGUCCUGCGCAAUGAUGACAAAAUGGAUUCAGUCACUCGGCGCCAAUUACUAAUAAAGGGAAUUUGAUAGGGUUAUCCCUUUACAGUGAUUCAAGAGCGAACGACUUACUCCAUUGAUUGCAAUUAUUCAAUCAUUUCCCUACUUCCCAAUUGCUAGAUACAGCAGCGGCCGACCAAUAGAGGGCGCUCAGAU